This is a messenger RNA of Zophobas morio, 1188 nucleotides long. RefSeq lists its product as uncharacterized. The coding region runs from base 1 to 1188 and encodes 395 amino acids. Lineage: Eukaryota; Metazoa; Arthropoda; Insecta; Coleoptera; Tenebrionidae. The record is from RefSeq and is a predicted model, not a curated record. The transcript is spliced from 3 exons.
AUGGUAUGCCUCGUAAGAGACGCCUUGAAUGCUAUAGGUGUGCGCGCCAGUGACAUCUCAAACGCGAUUGUCGUGCUCGAUCACCAGCUCCGAGGAGAAGUACACAACAGAGAUCUCCUCAAACGGAACGUGCAGCAAAAAUUUAAAAACAACCAGUACCUACUUUGGGAGGUGUGCGGGUUGGUAAGAAUAAGGCCCCCAGGGAGAGGUAUCUUAAGAGCUAAAGAUCUAAGGCCUAUGCCCGAAACAAUCAGACUAAAGACCGUGACUGGAGAGUCGACACCAAUCAUGGGUGAAUCAGAAGUAAAAAUCUGCAUUGAUAAUAAAACAGCUGAAGAUAAAACAUCGGGCUCUCGUGGCUAUGGAGAAUGUUUAUGUCUUGGCAAUGAAGAGUUUAUCCUGAAUCAACGCAGUAUUGAAUCCAAGCCUGUAAGAUUGAUCGUGUGUCAGAAUGUGAAAGUUAGAGGAAGUACAGAAACGAUUGUUACAGUCAGAGCAGAAAUCAAACCCGGAUUUGCCCUAGGCAUCAUUCAACCACCGCACACCCCCAAGAAGAAUCUCAUGAUUGCGAGUGCUUUAGUUAAUACCGAUUGUGAUAUACUUGUACGCCUCGCAAAUGUUUUUCCCAAAGCCAUGAACAUCAAGAGUGGGGAUGUUCUUGCCAUCUGUGAACUAGUCACAAAAAUAUUUCAUCACCACGAAGAUCUUUCUGAUAACAAUGAAUUAAAAAUAAAAAGCGACUUAGAAAUUCCUGCCCUAGAGCUUGAUCAUCUAACUGAACAUCAACAGAAAGUCGCAAGAGAAUUUCAACAGAAACACAGUGGAAUGUUUGCAUCUGGACAGUCCUCUGGGCACACAAACAUAGUGCGACAUCGGAUAAACAUUGGAGACGCGCAACCGAUUUGUCAAGCCCCGCGAAGACUUCAUUUGGCAAAACAAGAGGAAACCGAGCAACUGAUACGAAAAAUGUUGGACGAAAGCGUUAUAGAGCAGUCAAACAGUCCAUGGUCUUCGCCUGUAGUGCUAAUCACCAAAAGGGACGGGUUGACGCGGUUCUGCGUAGACUACAGGAAACUAAACGAUGUAACCAAGAAGGACAGUUAUCCGCUUUCACUCACAACAUUAUCAGGAUCCACCUGCCGGGAGCGGCUUGUAUCAAUUUACCGUAAUGCCUUUUGGCCUGUGUAA